CAAACAGGAAAAGCACCUUUCAACUCUAAUAAUUUGCCAUUUGACAGGAUAUUCCUUGUCCCAUUCAUAUAAAAAUAUGAAAUUGACAUCCCAACUUACUUGUGUAUAAAAACUACUAACUACACACACGAUGCCUAAUAUCUAAUCUCAUUUGCUGAGAGCGCAAUUAUAACAAAUUAAGCUCAUGGCUAGGAAGAGAAAAGCUGAAGGACUCAUGAAGAAAUUUGUUGGAGUUAGACAGAGGCCAUCAGGCAGAUGGGUUGCUGAAAUAAAAGACACCAUACAGAAAAUAAGAGUAUGGCUUGGGACUUUUGACACUGCUGAAGAAGCAGCAAGGGCUUAUGAUCAAGCGGCUUGUUUGCUUCGUGGACCAAAUACUCGCACGAAUUUCUGGACUUCUUCUUCUCCAUUUUCCAAUUCAGCUCUGCCUCCGAAAAUCAUUGAACUUCUUCUCAGCAGAAUCAGAGAACGAAACAAUUCCGUAGCUGCUGCUGCUGCUGAUGAUGAUUCAUCCAGUUCUACUACCUCUCUGGCUGAAAUUGAUUAUCAUCAGCAGAAGCAACAAGAAAAAAUCGGAAACAGAGUAGAUGAUUUUUCAGAUUUGUUGUAUACUGAUUAUCUCUAUUACCCUGAGGAUAAUGUAACUGAAAACAACGUGAUUGCUAAUGUGAGUGCAAUUACAAGAGAAUUAACAAGCAUAGUUCAAAAUCAGGAAUUUAAUUUUCAGCCUGUGAAUAACUAUGAGAUUAUAGAGAUAGGAGAGGCAAUUAAUACUGAUGUUGAAGAUAUAGAGUCAGAUAUUGACUUCCAAUUUUUUUUUUCGCCAUUUGAUUUAGCUGAAGAGCUAUCAAUGGAUUUUGGGGAAGAAACAUCAAUUGUAAGUGAGGCAAUGAGGAGGAUGAAUUACGAGAGGAAGUUUUCAGCUUCUCUCUAUGCUUUCAAUGGGAUCACAGAAUGUUUAAAGUUGAAGAUGAAAUCUGGAGGCAUAACGCGAUCUGAUCAAUUAUCCAGGCUUCAAAAUGCAUGCAAAAGGAACCUAGACAAGGAGAGGGAAAACGAAGAACGCAACUCUGGCAAUGACUGAGAAGAAGGAUGAAGAAAAUUUGUCGACAGUGAAUUCUGCUCUAUUGAUCUCCCAGCAAUAUGCUUCGUUAGUUGAAAUUGUUGACAGAAUCAUUUGUACAAGUUAAAAUUUGUGUCAAUUUGUAUGGAAAAAAGGAAAUGCUGGGACUUGUUUUUAUUCAGACAAACAUUUCAAAUUUGACACAAGAAAAUCUUCGUUGGACUCCAAAUGAUCGUCGAUAGGGGAGAAGAGGGAAUGGGUCACAGACAGACAUCGCGAUCAUCUUGCAGUUCAAUCUGUAAGUAGAUACUGUAGGUAACUGAAAUUCCAUAAAGGUUAAAAAAGAGAGUGAGCUAGAUCUCCUAGCGAAUCAAAAAAAAAAAAAAGUUGCUA
This is a messenger RNA of Solanum pennellii, 1456 nucleotides long. RefSeq names its product ethylene-responsive transcription factor ERN1-like. NCBI's taxonomy places the organism in Eukaryota, Viridiplantae, Streptophyta, Magnoliopsida, Solanales, Solanaceae. Bases 185 to 1084 code for a protein of 299 amino acids. Gene Ontology annotation, biological process: regulation of DNA-templated transcription. The record is from RefSeq and is a predicted model, not a curated record. Gene Ontology annotation, molecular function: DNA-binding transcription factor activity; DNA binding. The transcript has a single exon.